AUGAAGGGUUUUGUGGGUUGUCUGCAUGUUCAGGAGCUAGCUGUGGCUCUUCCCUCAGCAGCAGCAGCAGCAGGGAACCCUUGGGGCCCACCGGGGGCCCCCCACCGCCGGGAGUCUCCAAGUGCUGCUGCAGCAAGGGGGCCCCCCGCUGCAGCUGCUGCUGCUUUGGCAGCAGCAGGGGCUCUGCAGCAUGCUGCGGGGGCCCCACGGCAGCUAAACGUAGCCUUAUCUCAGUGUGGGGUUUCUUCGUUGCAGCAGAAGCCUCAAGGGGCGGCGUUGCAGCAGUGUGCUGCUUCUGCUGCUGCUGCUGCUGCUGCUGCUGCUGCUGCUGCUGCUGCUGAGGCUAAGGGGGAACCCUUGCUGUCCAGCCUAGAAAGGCUGCAUGCGGCCGUCGGCUGCUCGGGGGGGGCCCUGCAGGGAAUUGAGUGGCAGCAGCAGCAGCACUUGCCGCUGCUGCUGCCGGGCCCCCCGCCACAAGGACCCACAAGCACGAAGCAGCAGCAGCAGCAGCAGCAGCAGCAGCAGCAGCAGCAGCAGCGCAAAACCCACCAGCAGCAGAUACCGCGCGCAACAACAGCGAGGUCGCUGCAAGCACCCAGAGAGACGCGGGCUCGAUCCCUGCAAAGAGGUGAAGCAGUGCAGCAGCAGCAGCAGCAGCAGCAGCAGCAGCAGCAGCAGCAGCAGUGGGACUGGAGUCGUUUCCACGAGCAAGCGCCCUCCGCUGCUUUAGGUGUAUCUGAAGCAGAAAUGGUGGCAGCAGCAGCAGCAGCAGAGGUAGCAGCAGCAGCAGAAGCAGCAGCAGAAGCAGCAGCAGCGGAAGCAGCAGCAGCAGCAGAAAGGCAACUGGGUGACCAGUGGUCCAGCACCUCACAGCGCCGCUCCCUCAGCACCCCCACUUGGGUGAGUGCUGCGCGUAUCUGCAGCAGCUGGAGAAUGCCAGCAGCAGCAGCAGCAGCAGCAACGGGAGCAGCUACAGCAGCAGGAGCAACUGCUGUUGAGGCUGCUGCUACGACGGCAGCAACAGCAGCAGCAGCAGGAGCACCGGCGAUAGGUGUAGGCAACGCUGCUGUUGCUGCUGCAGUCCCUCCGGCAUUGCCGUUGGUAUUUCCUCCUUCUGCAGCAGAUACCUUUGCUACACCUGCUGCUGCUGCUGCUGCUGCCGGUGCUCCUGCUGCUGCUGCUGCUGCUGCUGGCUGCAUGCCAUCUCUGUCCAGCUUCAUCAGGCUGACAUCUUCGCAGACUGGUGCUGCAGCAGCUGGCACACCUGCUGCAGCACAAGAAGCGAGGACAGCAGCAGCAGCACCAGCAGCACCAGCAGCACCAGCAGCAACAGCAGCAGCAGCAGCACCAGCAGCAGCACCAGCAGCAGGAGAGGUAGUUGCCACAUCGCGGGAAAGGCCUCCGUUUUUGCAGCGCAUGCACUUUUGUGUGGAAAGGCUCAGCAGGUACCCAGGCUGCUCCUUGCAGCAGCAGCAGCAGCAGCAGCAGCAGCAAGAGACGCAGCAGCAAGCGUGGCAACAGCAGCUGCUGCAGCACAUGCAGCAGCAGCUCAUUUGGAUGCGAGAGCAGCAGCAGCAGCAGCAAGUUCUUUUGCAGCACCACCUCAAUCAGCAAGCGAUUCAGCAGCAGCAACAGCAGCAGCUGCUGCAGCAGAAACUGCUGCAGCAGCAUGAGCCACUUGGGGGCCCACAGAAGAGAGUGCAGCAGCCUGGUGCUGCUGCUGCCUCAUCGCCAACUGCCAGGCUGUCAUCCCCAACUCAGCAGCAGCAGCAGCGGCAGCAGCAGCGGCAGCAGCAGCAGCAGCAGCGGCAGCAGCAGCAGCAACUGAGAGACCCUCUGGACCUGCUGAGGGUCAGGGCCAACGGAGCAGCGUCUCCUGAGCAGAAGCCGCUGGGCACUUUGCCCCGCAGCAGCGACAGAAAGCGCAUGCAGCCAGCAGCAGCAGCAGCAGCAGCAACAGCAGCAGCAGCAGCAGCAGGGGGCAGGCCCCCGUCAGCCGGCACUGUGCAGAGCCACCACACAAGCCGCAAGUGCGCUGCGUGCCACCCCGAGGGAGACGCAGGCGUCUGCUGCUGCUGCAGCAGCUGCAGCAGGCUGCAUGCAGGUGCUGCUGCAGCGCGGGGGAUGCAGCAGCACCAGCAGCAGAAACAGCAGCAAAGAGCCACACGGGGGAGCCCCCAACCCACAGCUUGCAGCAACAGCCCCACUUCCCGUCAGCAGCAGCAGAGGCAGCAGCAAAAGUCGAAACAUCUGCCGCCUCCGCCGACGCCGCCGCCGCCGCAGCAGCAGCAGCAACAGCAACAGCAGCAGCAGCAGCAGCAGCAGCAGCAGCAGCAGCAGAAGGGGCAGCAACUGCUGGUUCUGGCCCUGCCAAGUACCCCUAGAAAACGAAUUCUGCUGUGCGGCGCUGCAGCAGAAGCUGCCAAUGGGGAGCUGCGCCUCUCUGAGAAGCAGCAGCAAGGUUUGCUGCAGCUGCUGCAGGAGCGGUCAGCCAGCAGCUGGAGGCAAGAAGACACAACGCCCCCCGGGGCCCACCCAGCAGCAGCAGCAGCAGCAGCAGCAGCAGCAGCAGCAGCACCAAGGAGCGCCUCAAGGGGCCUGCAGCAGCAGCACAGGAGAAGCCUGUCUGAAGGCAGAGAAAAGAAGCCGCGGCAGCUAGGCAGCACAAAGCCCCUGCGAUGGCAGCGAAAGCACCUGCUCCAGCGACAGCAGCUCAGAAGCGGGAAACUGCAGCAGCAGGCGGCAGCAGCAGCAGCAAACUGGUGGAUCCAGGCGUACAGACACUGCACUCCGGACACUGCAGCAGCAGGCACUUAUAGACGAGCUUCUGCAAAUGAGGCUGCAAGCGGUGUACCAGCAGCAGCAGCAGCAGCUGCUGCUGCAGCAGCAACUGCAACAGCAGCAGCAGCAGCAGCAAUUGCAGCAGCAGCAGCAGCAAAUACAGCAGCAACAGCAACGGCAGCAGAUUCAGCAGCUGCAGCCCCCAAUAACUCUGAGUGA
Molecule: messenger RNA, 3000 nt
Organism: Eimeria necatrix
Lineage: Eukaryota; Apicomplexa; Conoidasida; Eucoccidiorida; Eimeriidae
Exons: 2
Coding region: 1-3000 (999 amino acids)
Source: RefSeq, a predicted model, not a curated record